Molecule: messenger RNA, 2430 nt
Organism: Linum trigynum
Lineage: Eukaryota; Viridiplantae; Streptophyta; Magnoliopsida; Malpighiales; Linaceae
Source: the annotation of a GenBank genome assembly
AUGGCUCUCGGGAAUGGGACAUGUUAUAAGCCCAUGAAGGCAACCUCCAAUGGAGUUUUCCAAGGUGACACUCCCUUGGACUUUGCCUUGCCUCUCGCCAUCCUCCAGAUAUGCCUUGUUGUCGCCCUCACUCGUGCUCUCGCCUUCGUGCUUCGCCCCAUGCGCCAGCCUCGUGUCAUUGCAGAGAUCGUCGGAGGGAUAUUGCUUGGUCCAUCUGCAUUGGGGAGAAACCAUGAAUACUUGAACACACUCUUCCCAGUUAAAAGUCUCACGGUAUUGGACACUCUUGCCAAUUUGGGACUGCUCUUCUUCCUCUUCUUGGUGGGACUUGAAUUGGACCCCAAGGCACUCAAGAGGACAGGGAAGAAAGCCUUUGCUAUCGCCAUGGCUGGGAUCGGCCUCCCCUUCAUUAUGGGAAUAGGGACAUCCGUUGUCCUCCGUGGGACCAUCUCCAAAGGCGUGAGUGGACCUCCGUUCCUCGUCUUCAUGGGUGUGGCGCUCUCCAUCACUGCUUUCCCCGUCCUGGCUCGAAUCCUGGCAGAGCUCAAGCUACUCACUACAGACGUCGGUCGGAUGGCAAUGUCGGCCGCAGCUGUUAACGACAUUGCCGCCUGGAUUCUGCUCGCUCUCGCCAUUGCCCUCUCUGGCACAGGCUCCCCUCUGGUCUCCCUGUGGGUGCUUUUGUGUGGAGCAGGUUUCGUCAUAGCUUGUGUGGUCAUUCUGCCUCGAGUGUUCGCAAUGAUGGCCCAACGUUGCCCUGAUGGCGAGCCUGUCGACGAAAUCUACGUGUGCGCCACAUUGUGUUGUGUCCUGGCAGCAGGAUUCGUCACCGACACCAUCGGAAUCCACGCUCUUUUUGGAGCAUUUGUCGUGGGAAUCCUCGUCCCUAAAGAAGGUGCAUUCGCUGGAGCGCUAGUCGAAAAGGUGGAAGAUCUCGUCUCGGGUCUAUUCCUCCCAUUGUACUUCGUCUCGAGCGGAUUGAAGACCAAUGUAGCCACCAUACACGGUGCACAAUCAUGGGGGCUCCUCGUUUUGGUUAUCGUCACGGCUUGUUUUGGCAAGAUCGUCGGCACUGUGGUUGUCUCCUUACUCUGCAAAAUGCCAUUCCAGGAAGCAUUAGCCAUUGGAUUCCUGAUGAACACCAAGGGUCUAGUGGAGCUCAUUGUUCUCAACAUUGGCAGAGACAGAAAGGUUCUGAAUGAGGAAACAUUCUCAAUCCUAGUCCUGAUGGCUAUAUUCACAACGUUCAUCACUACUCCCAUCGUAAUGGCGGUCUACAAGCCCGCGAAACGAGAAUCGAAAACAGAGUACAAGCACAGGACAUUCGAGAGGCAAGAUCCAAGCGACCAAUUCAGACUACUGGCGUGCUUCCACUCAUCGAGGAACAUACCUGGACUGAUCAAUUUGAUAGAAGCUUCCCGCGGGACCGAAAAGCGGCAGGGACUCUGCGUCUACGCCUUGCAUCUCAUGGAGCUCUCAGAGAGGCCAUCGGCGAUCCUCAUGGUCCACAAGGCGAGGAAGAACGGGCUCCCCUUCUGGAACAAGAUCCAGCAGUCGGAUUCCUCGAAUCAGGUGGUGGUCGCCUUCGAGGCGUUCCGGCAGCUGAGCCGGGUCGUGAUCCGGCCCAUGACGGCGAUCUCUGCCAUCCACGGGAUGCACGAGGACAUCUGCGAGAGCGCAGACCGGAAGCGCGCGGCCAUGAUCAUCCUCCCCUUUCACAAGCACCAGCGGGUCGACGGAACCCUAGAGACGACCCGAAUUGAGUUUCGGAGCGUGAACCGUCGGGUCUUGGAGCGGGCAACCUGCUCCGUGGCGAUCCUCGUGGAUCGCGGGUUCGGCGGGUCGACCCAUGUCGCCGCGAGCAACGUUUCUUCGAGCAUCACCAUGUUGUUCUUCGGUGGCAAGGACGAUAGGGAGGCGCUGGCGUACGGCGCCAGGAUGGCGGAGCACCCGGGGAUCAGCUUGACGGUGAUGCGCUAUGUGGCGGGCCAGAAUUCGUCGGGGGAGAUCUCGACCGUUGAUUUGAACGACGGACCCGACUCGUCGCGGAUUUCAGAUGGUGAGUAUUUGGCUGAAUUUAGGAAGAGGAUUAGGGAGGACGGGUCGAUUAAGUAUGAGGAGAAAGUGGUGAACAAUCCGGUGGAGACUGCGGAAUCGAUUCGAGGGUUCAGCAAGUGUAAUUUGUUUCUGGUGGGGAGGUCCCCGGAGGGUCCGGUGGCGGCGUGCCUGAGCGCGAAGAUUGAGUGUUCGGAGCUGGGUUCGGUGGGGAAUUUCUUGACGUCGCCGGAGUUUGUGACGUCGGCGUCGGUGUUAGUGGUGCAACAGUACUCUACAGAGAAAAGGUUGACGCCGAGGCACAGCACGAUGAGCUCCGGGAAGGUGGCGGAGUUGCCUGUUGGGGAGAUGGAAGAGGGGAAAAUGGAGGUCUGA